CGGGGCUGCUCCCGCCGCCGCUCCCGAGCCGGUCCCCGCUGCGGCCGCGGUCCCGAGACCCCAGAUCCCUGAGACCCCGGCCCGUGCCCGCGGCCAUGCGGCCCCAGGCGCUGCUGUGUGCCCUCUGCUGCGGCGUCCUGGCCGCGGCCGUCCGCGCCGGCUACUCGGAGAACCGCUGCGGCUGGAGGGGCAGCGGCCUGACCCAGGAGCCCGGCAGCGUGGGGCAGCUGGCCCUGGCCUGUGCUGAGGGCUCGAUCGAGUGGCUGUACCCGGCCGGGGCGCUGCGCGUCGCCCUGGGAGGCCUCGAGCCCGGCGCGCGUCCAUGCGUCACCUGCCUGCGGCCAGCGCGGCCCUUCGCGGGCGCCCAGGUCUUCGCAGAGCGGGCGGGCGGCGACCUGGAGCUGCUGCUGGCCGAGGGCCCGGGCCCGGCCGGGGGCCGCUGCGUACGCUGGGGUCCCGGCGAGCGCCGGGCGCUUUUCCUGCAGGCUACACCGCACCGCGACAUCAGCCGCCGCGUGGCCGCCUUUCGCUUCGAGCUGCGCGAGGACAGCCGUCCGGAGCUGCCCCCGAAGGCCCACGAGCUUGGCGUGGACGGUGCCUGCAGGCCCUGCAGCGACGCUGAACAACUCCUGGUCGCGUGCACCAGUGACUUUGUGAUCCACGGGACCAUCCACGGGGUCACCCACAACACAGAGCUGCAGGAGUCUGUCAUCACUGUGGUGGCCACCCGUGUCCUCCGCCAGACGCUGCCACUGUUCCAGGUGGAGGGCUCUGGGGGCCAGGGGCAGGCCUCCAUUCGCACCCCACUGCGCUGUGGUGUCCACUCUGGUCCAGGGACCUUCCUCUUCAUGGGCUGGGGCCGCUUUGGGGAGGCCUGGCUGGGCUGUGCCCCCCGCUUCCAGGAGUUCAGCCGUGCCUAUGUGGCUGCCCAUGCCGCCCACCUCCACCCCUGCGAGGUGGCACUGGACUGAGGGAACUGGGAGCGACUGCCAGCUGGACCUUCCUCUGGGGCAGGGUGCUGGGGAGGGGCUGGUAGGAAAGCGGGUGGGGUGGCCCCCAGAUGGCAUCAUGGUACCCACUGUUUCUGAACUGAUGAAGAUAAUCAAUGAGAUCACUGAUUAUGUUAGCCACUGUGGACCUGGUCUACUGUGCCUAGCCCA
Molecule: messenger RNA, 1160 nt
Organism: Cynocephalus volans (Philippine flying lemur)
Lineage: Eukaryota; Metazoa; Chordata; Mammalia; Dermoptera; Cynocephalidae
Gene: METRN
Product: meteorin, glial cell differentiation regulator
Exons: 4
Coding region: 96-971 (291 amino acids)
Biological process (GO): positive regulation of axonogenesis; glial cell differentiation
Molecular function (GO): hormone activity
Source: RefSeq, a predicted model, not a curated record